Messenger RNA from Blepharisma stoltei, 1548 nucleotides. Lineage: Eukaryota; Ciliophora; Heterotrichea; Heterotrichida; Blepharismidae. The record is from the annotation of a GenBank genome assembly.
AUGGCUUAUUUGAGUAUAGAAAAAUUCAGGCAAACCCGAAGCAUAAUCCAAGGCAUCUCUCUCAUAAAGCGAGAAGAAAAUGAUACAUGUGAAUAUUGCUAUCAAUGCAAUGAAGCAAUCAACGAUGACAUUAUGAUACAAAUAGGAGUAAAAUUAAUUUUUCAAAUAGAAACCAGGACUUUCCAUGUAAAAUGUGUAAAUCCUGUCGAUUUCAAAAUGCUGAUACCUUUGACGAUACCUCAAGAGAUCUAUGACACUGAAAUAAUUCAAUGAAUUCAAAAUUGAAAUUCCAGCUUAAACUCAACACAUCUAGAGCAGAUGACGAUAAAUAAAGCUCUACAAGGUAAAAUUCGUACAAAUCUUAGAAGACCUUGGCUAGAGGUAUUUAAAUUUUUGAAUUAUAAAGAAGUGCUUUGAGCGAUUUCUUUAGUAAAUAAAGAGUUUUAUGAGAUUUGCUGGAGCGAUGAAAUUUGAUGUUUUUUUAUGUAUAGAGAUUUUGGGGAAAAAUGCCAAUUAAAAAGUCUAGUAAGAGAAGAAUAUUUUCAAGCAAUUUAUAUGAGAUGCCAUAUAUGUCACGAAAAAUCUUAUGAACUAAUAUAUCGGUGCCAUGUAAAGAAAAGACCAGUGUGCCAGAAAUGCAUCCUUACUAAUCAAAAAGAAAUCAUGUGAAGUGAUGCAAAAUCUGCUUUUUCUGAAGAAAGGCUUAAGAUGUUCUGAUCUUGAAAAGGGGGAAAUCCAGCUAAACUUAAAGUUAUAUUAACAGUAGUUUUAUGCAGUCAGCAAGGAUCUACAAUAGGAGGAUCAGCGGCUUUGCGACUAUGUCUUCCACCAGGGACGACAGUGUCUCCUCCUUGCCUUUCGGCUUCAGUGGUGAGUGGACAAUCUUCGGACUUCUGUGGCCUUGCUUGAAGCUGAGGGGGGGUACAAAGUUGUCCACACAAAAGACCCAAAAAUGGGCUUUCUCGUUGACUAUUGCAAAAAGGGAAACUCCUAGCCUAGGGCGUAACACUUAGUUUCAUGCUGGAGAUUUUGCCCGAUAGGUCUAGGCAUUGCCUUCAGAGCUGGCGCUGCCUCCCCUUUCCAACUUCCGAAUCUCCUCUCUCCUUGAAGUAAAAUCCAACCCUGAAAUUGGACUAGGGCUAGACUCCACACAGCACUGGAAUUGUUUAUUUCUUCUCUGAUCAGGCAAAGCCUAGCCGAUAUGUGCUCGAAGGAAGUCAGCGUAGCCAGCCACUAAACGCUGAGACGCCAUAUUUAAAUUGUGGAAGGGGAAUCCAUCAAGCUGCGUACUUAGACUUUGAUGUUUAUCCCAGGGCUGUGGUCGAUGAAAUUCAUGAAAGAUUAAUUAAUUCUGGAGAAGCUUAUUUGGCAAAUUGCUUUAGUGAUAUUGCCAAAAAUUAUGAAAGACGGAAUCUCCUAACAAGCAUCAUUAUAAAAGAGUCGAAAAACAUUAUUAAAUGUUUGAAAGAAAAUAAACAAAUUAACUCUCUAGCAGUUGACAUGAUUAAAAGUACAAGAAUCAAUAUAAAUAGAAUUAAUGAUAAUUAA